UCCAGCACACCAGCAGAAGGAGGCGCAAACCCCCCGCCAGUAGUAGUUAAAGACAGCAAGAAGUAGUGCGAAACAGUGACCAAUCUGUGCUGUGAGUUUAGAUCCGUUAAGUUUAUUUUGGGAAAAUUCUUUCAAAAACCAAACAAGCCAAAACCACUUUAUCUAAUGAACAGUACGGAUCCGUUUUCAACGGUUUGUGGAUCGAACUGUUUAAAAGUCAUGCAGCCCAGAGGAUGCGAAACAAUUGUUAAAGAGUGUAGAUAAUGAAAUCGUUGUUCGGGCCAGGGGAACUGUGCAAACUGUGGAUUGGUUUCGGUGGCAUCUAGCAUCCGUGAGCAAUAUACAUUCAGCCUCCUUUCGCUGGCAGCUUCCGAUCGCAGAUCGCACAUCGUGGGAGGAUACAUUCGAUCGAAAACGGAUAAUACUCGUGUCGACCUCGUGGACAAACUAUUUGACGAAGGACAUGUCGAAGCAGUAUGUGUUGGGUGGACUGCUCGUGAUGGUGGUACACUGUAUCCGGGAGAUCAACGGAGAGUACCAAACCAGUCUUACGUUCAAUGACAUUUUGCCGGAGGAUCCAAAGUUGUACGAUAAGAUGCGGCCACCGAAGAAGGACGGUCAGCCGACCAGCGUCGCGUUCCACGUGACCGUCAUGGGGCUGGAUUCGAUCGAUGAAAACUCGAUGACGUAUGCGGCCGACAUUUUUUUCGCGCAAACAUGGAAGGACCACCGGUUGCGGCUGCCGGAGAACAUGACAUCCGAGUAUCGGUUGCUGGAGGUGGACUGGCUCAAGAACAUGUGGCGACCGGAUUCGUUCUUCAAGAACGCCAAAUCGGUCACCUUCCAGACGAUGACCAUUCCCAAUCACUACAUGUGGCUGUACAAGGACAAGACGAUACUGUACAUGGUGAAGCUGACACUGAAGCUGUCCUGUGCGAUGAACUUCCUCAUCUAUCCGCACGAUACGCAGGAGUGCAAGCUGCAGAUGGAAAGCCUAUCUCACACAACGGACGAUAUGGUGUUUCAGUGGGACGAAGAGGUACCGCUGGUUGUGGAUGAGCACAUCGAGCUGCCCCAGCUGGCGCUGGUUAAAAACUAUACGGCCGAUUGCACGCAGGUCUACUCCACGGGCAAUUUCACCUGUCUCGAGGUGGUGUUUGUGUUGAAGCGGCGCCUUGGAUACUAUCUGUUUCACACCUACAUUCCAACGUGUCUCAUCGUCAUCAUGUCGUGGGUCUCGUUCUGGAUCAAACCGGAAGCGGCUCCGGCUCGCGUAACGCUGGGUGUGACGUCACUGCUGACGCUCAGCACACAGCACGCCAAAUCGCAGGCAUCGCUACCACCGGUCUCCUAUCUGAAGGCGGUCGAUGCCUUCAUGUCCGUCUGCACGAUAUUUGUGUUUAUGGCCCUGAUGGAGUACUGUUUGGUGAACAUCGUACUGGGCGAUUCUGAUCCACCGACACCGAAGCCACACCCGCCCAAGAUGGACAAAUUCUUUGAUUUCAACGCCAAAAACGGCAAACGGAACAGCAAAUCGCAUGAUCAUCCGCAUGACGUUCCCAUCACGACGUUCCAGCGUCAGGAGAGCACACUGCUGCUGUCACCCGUGCCACACAUUCAAACGAUACCGCCACCACCCUGCAAACCGGCCUCGGCCAUACCGAAGCUAACGCCAGCUCAAAUGCGCCUGAAGCGCGCCAUCAACAUUGAUCGCUUUUCUCGAGUGUUCUUCCCCUUUCUCUUUACGCUGCUCAACGUUACCUACUGGAUCAUGUUCUGGGAGUACAUUUAAGGUGGCAGCGUGGGGCGACGUGAGGGAACCAAUAGAGUGCAUGGUAGCUCCGAGGAGUCCUGGGAAUGGGGACAGAAUUAUGUAAAAAAAAAACACGAAAAAAACGAAACACCUUGCGCCUCCAUUGAACGGUUAAGCGUGAGCCGGAUGCCCUGAUUAGAGGGCACCGGUUCACGGUGGCAAGCAGGAAAGCAACUUGGCUGAUUGUGCUGGUAGAGUACGCAAAUAAAAGCGAAGAAUCUGAUGAUGUUAAUAUGCAAAGACCUAAUAUUAUAAGCCCAAGCCUAUCGUAUACGAACGAUAAAACCCUAGCAAAAAGGGAAGCUUACAAAAUAGUUUUAUCGUAGGUUAAUGAAUAAGUGCGCGCCAAUAAUGAAAUUACGCUAAUUAUAUGAACUGUAAAAUGUAAAAUGUUUAGUGCACAUUAUGCACGAGCACACCGUUUGUGCGCAGGUAGUUUAAAGUGACUAAUGAGAAUGCUAAAAUGAACUUCAAAAAUUAACUGUUACUGAUCACGAGCAUGAA
Messenger RNA from Anopheles aquasalis, 2317 nucleotides. RefSeq names its product glycine receptor subunit alpha-3-like. Gene Ontology annotation, biological process: monoatomic ion transmembrane transport. The record is from RefSeq and is a predicted model, not a curated record. NCBI's taxonomy places the organism in Eukaryota, Metazoa, Arthropoda, Insecta, Diptera, Culicidae. Gene Ontology annotation, cellular component: membrane. Gene Ontology annotation, molecular function: transmembrane signaling receptor activity; extracellular ligand-gated monoatomic ion channel activity.